Schistocerca piceifrons (Central American locust) is the source of this 651-nucleotide messenger RNA. Its product is annotated as protein phosphatase 1 regulatory subunit 12A-like. The transcript is spliced from 2 exons. The coding region runs from base 1 to 651 and encodes 216 amino acids. The record is from RefSeq and is a predicted model, not a curated record. Gene Ontology annotation, molecular function: protein binding. NCBI's taxonomy places the organism in Eukaryota, Metazoa, Arthropoda, Insecta, Orthoptera, Acrididae.
AUGGCAGCACAAGCUGCAAAGGCAGCACAUGCUGCAAUGGCUGCAUAUGCUACAAAGGCUGUAUAUGCUACAAAGGCUGCACACCAUGCAAAGGGUGCAAACGCUGCAACAGCAGCACAUGCUGCAAUGGCAGCACACACUACAAAGGCAGCACAUGCUACAAAGGCGGCACACAAUACUAGGCAGCACACACUGCAAAGGCAGCCCAUGCUGAGAAAGGCAGCACAAACUGAAAAGAUCCUGACUGAGGAGCAGAAGCAGGUGCUGGCUGGGAGGCUAAUCAUUGCUGCGUCACAGGGUCAGACCGGCCAAGUGCGGGCACUCCUGGAUGCGGGGUCGCCAGUCAACGCGACAGACGCCAGUGGCGACACUGCCCUGCAUGAAGCAGUGGUGAAUGGCCACGAAGAAACUGUCAAGUGCCUGAUUGAUGCCGGAGCAGAUGUCAACGUCAGGGACUCGGAUGGGAUGACGCCUCUGCACUGGGCUGCAUGUAGAGGUGGCGAGCAGCACAUUGUACGGAUGCUACUGGCGGCGUCAGCGUGUGCAGAUGUCCAGCACGAUGCGGGGGAGACUCCACUCCAUGUGGCUGCCAGAUGGGGUGUGCAUAUGCAGCGAAGGCACUGCUGCUGGCCGGUGCGAGGAGGGACAUAA